Molecule: messenger RNA, 1941 nt
Organism: Notodromas monacha
Lineage: Eukaryota; Metazoa; Arthropoda; Ostracoda; Podocopida; Cyprididae
Source: the annotation of a GenBank genome assembly
AUGCCGAGCAACGGAAUAAUGACUAUUGCUGAACCCGCGUCUGAAAGCGUUUGUGUGGAACUCAUCUCGAACCCCGUCACGUCUGGAUUUGCUUCGGCAGCUGCUGUGAUAAUCGCCUGCAGUCAGUUGAAAUCGCUGCUCGGGCUAAAGGAUAUCCAUGGAGAGAGAUUAAUUGAAAUUCUCCAAGGAGUAGCCGAGAAAUUACACGCGACGAACUUUUACGACUUGGGCAUGGGCAUCACUGCUAUUCUGCUCCUAACUGCGCUCAAGAGCGCGAAAGACGUGAACCUGGGACGGUGCAUCAAAGACGCGAAGGUGCUCAAGAUAACGGAGAAAAUCGUCUGGGUGGUAUCUACAGCCAGGAACGUGUUGAUAGUGGUUCUUUGCGGACUUGUGGCCGUUCACGUAAACAACGCCAGAGGGGAGAAACUCUUCACUCUCACCAGCACCGUUAAAAGCGGCAUCCCGAAUCCGGCAUUUCCUCCUUUCUCGAUCGAAGAUUCCUUUCAAAACGAUUCCCUCACAGGGGAAACGAACUUCGUGAAGGGACAAAGUUACUUCGAAAUACUUUCAGACGCGGGUUCAGCAAUAGUCAUUAUUCCGUUGCUCGGCAUUCUGGAACUGAUCGCAAUAUGCAAAACAUUCGCGAAAGGAAAGCCGGUUGAUGCGAAUCAAGAAAUGAUAGCAUUGGGAAUGUGUCAAAUAGCAGGAGCCUUCUUCCAAUCCAUGCCCAUCACUGGGUCAUUCUCCAGGUGUGCUGUGAAUGGAGCCUCAGGGGUUAAAACACCCCUCGGUGGACUUUACACAGGGGUGAUAGUUUUACUGGCACUUGGUUUCCUGACUCCGUAUUUCGAGUUCAUCCCGAGAGCCGCAUUAGCUGCGAUCAUCGUCUGCGCCGUCAUCUACAUGAUCGAGAUCGAAGAAGCAAUCCAUGUGUGGAGAACCAAAAAAAUCGACCUGGUGCCGAUGCUGUCGACGUUUUUUGCCUGUCUGGUCAUUGGCAUUGAGAUCGGCAUUCUUAUCGGUGUCGCUGUGAAUGCGUCCAUGAUCAUAUUGUUCAGCGCUCUGCCAAAGGUUUCGGUCACAAAAUCCACGCUGCAGGACGAAACGGCAGUGAUUUUCUUGACCCCGGACAGAGCGAUCCAUUUCCUGGCAGUGGAAAAAGUGAGAAAUCUUUUCUCGAAAACCAUUUUCAAGAACAAGGACGCGGUGGUGGUCUUGGACUUUCAGCACGUGAUUGAUUUGGAUUUCACGGCUGCCAAAGGAUUUGUUUCUCUCAGUCAAGGCAUGAAAGAAAGGAAGCAGAAUUUAGUCUUCGUCAAUGUAAACUGCGAUGUCGAGAAAACUCUCCAUGGACUGCAGGCGAACAUGGAAAUAUACCAAUCAGCAGCCGAUUGGAUAUCACAAACUGCCUUCACAACCGCCAAAGUGGCCGCCACUUUGGCUGUUGGUGAAAAUGGAGGAAUUACCUUGGAAGACCUGGAGGCAAAACUCUGCCAGGGGUCCAACGGAAAUAAUGCAAUUGCAAUCCCGAUGGAUGCGGAAAAGCACAAUCAAGUAUGAGGCCUUCACAAAUGAGUUCAAAGACAAAACUGAGAAGGAACUAAUGCAGCAUUAUUUAUUGAGUUUCCGCCGAAACGCAUCGUGCCACGAAUUCUCGUUCCGACGCUUUGUUAAAAUGCGCAGCGAACGAGGAUGAUGAUUCAUUGACCAUUGAUAUAAUCGCCGCAUUAAGUCCAUAAUCGAACUGAGGUUAAAACUCAUCGGAUGUCAGCAUUGAGAAUAUUUUCUGGGUGUGAAAUUGCUCGAUUAUCCCGAGUGAUUCCGAGUUGCCAUCAUUGGUGAGUGUGAUUCCAGUCGAUUUCCGCGACAUGAAGUGAUUUCGCCUUUUUUUCUGUGUUUUGCGCCAAAUGUUUACUAAAGAGAUUUUUACAACAAACA